UACAUCAUUAUUAGGCCAAUUAUCGAAAGAGAAAAGAGAUUGCUCUAGUAAAAAGAGAAAAAGCCCUAGUAAAUUCGCCGGGCUUCCUUCUCUGAACAAAUUGCUGUGCAGUGCCGCCUCAUUCACGCCUGAAUCUCUAACGCCGGUCUUCUCCGAUUGUCUAAUUGUAUUCGCUGAUUAAGCGAAAACGAAGUUUGUUAUUGGAUUGAAAGAUGCUGAGCUCUACUGUUGUCAAGAAAUUGAAGCCUUUGACCUCAUCCUUGGAUUAUUCUAUAAGCUACCAGCUCCUUCAGAGAUGCUCUGUCAGUGGCACUGCGAAGGGGAAGGGUAAGAUCAAGACCGGGCAGCCGUUGAAGCGAUCGAAGGUCACCACGAAAAAGGGGUCACCGCCGGAUCCAUCUAAGAAAGAAGGGCCGAGGAAGAAGAGCAAUUUUGAUGAAAUGGUUGAGCAAUGUUUGACUGCAACUGCACCACUGAGGUUCUUGAAGCCCAAAGAGAAGGAGAGGGAAGCCGAACGAGAGAUGAUGGGGCUCAUAAGUAAGGCGAACGAACAGGCGAAAGAGAAGCUAAAGAAACAAACGGAUGAAUUUGAUUCACCUUGGAUCAUAGGAACUUCGGGUUUGGAUUAUAUUAGUUUAGGGCUAGUUGAGGCGGAUAAGAUCCCGAAGUAUGACCUGAGUGUUGAGGAUGGUAGAAGGCUUGCGAAGGAGUAUAGUAGGACCAUGAUGAGGCAGCAUAGAGCAAGGCAGGCGGCAGAGACGCUGCUGUUGCAGUGUAAGAAAGAAGCAACUGAGGCAUUGCCUGAGCAUCUGAGAGCAGCUGCUUUAGUCCCGGAUUUGACUCCUUUUCCAGCGAAUAGAUUUAUGGCUACACUGACCCCACCAAUUGAAGGCUAUAGUGAGAAGAUCAACGAGGCAGCACGGAAGAGUGUUGAAGGGAAGAAGCGUAGAUGAUAAGAGGUGAAGCUUCGAUGCCAGUUUCCAGCUUCAGUUUGUGGUGAUCUUGGCCUUAUGAUGACUAAAUUAUUGCAGCUAUGUAGCUUUGGUUAGUUAAGUCACAUUUUGGUUGAUUGAUAGUUGUUGCUUGCUGCAAAUAAGAAUCUAGCAGUAGUCAUGUUAGCAAUCUUCAGUGGCUCUUUUGACUAGUAUUUCGAAUCAUUAUGGAUCCUUUAUUUCAUUAUUGGAUCUUGGUUUGCUUGCAUGGGAAUUCUUGGUUGUUUUGUUGUAUGUAGGGGAUGAGUAAUCGUACAAAUGAAGGAAUGAGAAGAAAACACCUCCUUUUGCUUU
Molecule: messenger RNA, 1286 nt
Organism: Salvia splendens (bonfire salvia)
Lineage: Eukaryota; Viridiplantae; Streptophyta; Magnoliopsida; Lamiales; Lamiaceae
Exons: 3
Coding region: 213-953 (246 amino acids)
Cellular component (GO): mitochondrial large ribosomal subunit; mitochondrial ribosome
Source: RefSeq, a predicted model, not a curated record